Molecule: messenger RNA, 2736 nt
Organism: Mesoplodon densirostris (Blainville's beaked whale)
Lineage: Eukaryota; Metazoa; Chordata; Mammalia; Artiodactyla; Ziphiidae
Product: collagen alpha-1(I) chain-like
Exons: 13
Coding region: 1-2736 (911 amino acids)
Source: RefSeq, a predicted model, not a curated record
AUGGCAACUGCCCAGCGCACCGCGGUUGGGGCGAGUGGCCCUCGGGACAUUGUUGGCCCCACGCUCGCGGAGCUCCUGUCCCGUGGGGCCACCCACCGCCAGCACCGCGGACAGCGCUCCAACCUGCCCGCCGGGUGGCCCGACUUCCCUAAACCCAGCUCGCGCGCGGCCAACUCCCCGGCGCAAGGCGUCCCCCCCACCGCCGCCGGCGCCCACCUCCCAUUCCGCCGCCCCCCGCGGACCCUCCCUUUGUCUCCCGGUCCCCGCCGCCCUCUGGGCGCUCCGCGCUGUGGGCACACGUGGCCGCAGUCUCGUCCGGGCCGCAGGCUUCCCCCGCGGUCGCCCCCACCCGCCCCGCGACGCCCGCGGCGUGCGGGUCCCUUUGUGUCCCGCGGCCAGGUCCCCGGCCCGGCAGCUGGGCCGCCCUCUGGGCGGGCGCAUUGUUCGCCGGAUUUGUUCGCGGCGCGAGGGGCCGCCGGGGGCCGGCUCGCCUUCAUCCCGCGGGAGGGGCACCGCGCCGGCCGGGCUCAGGGGCCCUCAGGGCUGCGGCAGGCGGCGAGCGGCCGGGCCGGGGUCGGGGCAGCGGCUCCGGCUCGCGUGGGAUCCUCGCCCGAAGGGCGCGAACGCUCCGGCGUCUUCGCCACGGGGCGCGCGGGGCGGGGGCGCUGCGCCACGCCGACGCGGGGAGGGGGCCCAAGCAAGCCCCUCGGGCGGAACCUGGCGCACCGAGGAAUCGCGGCGAGGAGGCGCUGGAGGCGAGGGGUGAGCGAGCGUGUGCGCGCCCGGCCGCCUGCCGCGGGCCGCCGAGAAGCGCGGAGCCCGCUCCGACAGCGCAGCGCGAGCUUCUCCGCAGCUGCCUCCCCCGCUCACAGUUACCCGUCCAGGGCGGGAGCUGCAGCCGUCGCCUCCGCCUCCUCCUUGGGCCCCCGCGCGCCGCUGCCCGAGGCGGAGGAGGGCGCGGGGACGCCGCAAAAGGAGCCGACGCGGCGGGCGCCCGCUCGCCGGCUCCGGCCCGGGAGCGACUGUCCCCCGCCCGCCGCCGCCGCCGCCGCCGCCGCCGCCUCCGCGCGUAUCCGCGCCCGGCUCGGGCACCGGGCGAUUAUCACUGGGGCGCGCGGUGACGUCACCCGGACACCGGCUCCGCCGCCGCCUCCGCGAGGUGUCCUUGAGAACUGCGGGGGCACGCGCGCCGCGCACACGCGCACACACGCACUGCGCGCCCGGUGCCUCCCGCGGACACUCGCCGCGUCGCGCCCCGCGCGCUCCUCCGCUCACUCGGACGCCGCCCUCGAGCGCCCUCGACCGUCCCUGGCGCCCCAAGGCCACGCGUCUGCCCCCGGGAACCCCACCGGCCGCAGUCCCUCUGAGCGCACCCUGACACCCACCAACCACGCCUCAGCUGCACGCAGCUUAGUCUCACCCGCAGACGCACCCCCGCACUCGGCCUGCGCCGCAGGUUCGAGCCCGCAGUUCUCUCCCCGUCACACGCUCUGCACCGUCACUCUCCCAGCCCCUCCAGCCCCCAGAGGAAGGAAAGGGACUUGCCGCGGCCCACUGGGCGGUUAUCUGGAGGACGGAGAGCAGAUCCCGCUGACCCUCCCACCUUGCGAAUACGGUCCUGUUCCUCCCUCUGGGCCCACUCCAGCACUGCGGGAGCCCUGGGGAAGCAAAGCCGACUGGGAAGGGGGUGGCACUCGGAGAGGCUCUGCCCUCAACCCCCCCAGCCCAGCCCCACACGAAGGACUGGUGGGCGAGGACCCAGCAGGCCCAGAGGCGCAGCUCUCCUGCUGGGUCAUCGGGCCUUGGACGCUGCCGGGUCUUCACCAGCAGGCAAGCCGGGGGAGGAGCAGCCCUGCCCCCACCAAGGCCCCCUCGCCCGUCACAGAGGCGAGGGUGGCAGCCCUGCCCCAGGCCCCCCUGUGUGCCCCCUUCUCCCUCGGCUCCGAGAGGCCCCGGCAAGGGGUCCACCCUGGCAGCACCGGAGCCAGAGCCGGCCCAGACCGGGAUUCCAGAAGACGGCAAUGGCUUGACUCGGAUGGGAGCCGCAGGCCCCUCCUCGGCUGGCUGCAGAGCCAGACCUGGGCCUCUGGCAGCCUCGGCCACGGGGGGGACCAGAGUGGCCUCCUGGGACGCUGGCUUAACCUGGCUCCUCCGUCGGAGAUCCUGAUGGACCCUCAGGGGCAGGAGGGGAAGCGGGGACCCCCAGAAGGUGCGCCCAGCUCUGGUGGGCAGGGAGCUGUCCGAGGUGCUGCCCAGGUCGCCAGGGAGCUUUCGCCCACCCAACAGCGCCAGGUCUCUUGUGAAGGGGACCCUCCGGUCACUGGCCCACCCUCCUUGAUGGUGUCUGCGGGCUUGGGCGUAGUUCUGGCCCGCUGCCUGCCCUGUGCUCCGGGGAAGUCCCCGCUCUGCUCUGGGCUGCUGGACCCAGUGCUGGCCGGGUCGGGGCUCCACAUCCCCUGCCCUCUCCACCUGCCCCGCCCCAUCGCUGAGCCUGUCCACCCUCCUCUGCGGUGCGACCCCCCAGCAGGCCCACCCCCUGCCACCCUGUGCUGGGGCCCCACCCUCUCAGCCCCCCACCUGCUGGCAGUCAGCUCCCUGUGCUGCCCUCCAGGGUGCCAGCCCGCACUGCACCCCAGUUGGCCCGGCGGCGGCCUCCGAGCUGCCAUGGCAACCCCUGGCUGGUUGCCUGGCAAGUCACCCCUUCUUCCCUUGUUUCCAUCAGGCCCAAGCCGGUGA